Molecule: messenger RNA, 2638 nt
Organism: Pseudoliparis swirei
Lineage: Eukaryota; Metazoa; Chordata; Actinopteri; Perciformes; Liparidae
Gene: lipea
Product: lipase, hormone-sensitive a
Exons: 11
Coding region: 111-2213 (700 amino acids)
Biological process (GO): cholesterol metabolic process; triglyceride catabolic process
Cellular component (GO): cytosol
Molecular function (GO): triacylglycerol lipase activity; sterol ester esterase activity
Source: RefSeq, a predicted model, not a curated record
GGCGCCUCGCGCGCUGCUCUCAUGACGUCACCCAGCAUUCUGCGGGCGCGCGGACACAGACACCUCGAGGAAGAGGAUGCGGGUCGGGUAGCUCGGCGGUCGCUUUCCAUAUGGAUUACAAGGACGUGUUUGCGUCCCUGGAGACGGUGUGCGAAGACAACAUCUCUAUCCUUUGCGGGCCCUCCGAGCUGCCGUACGGCGCCGUGGCCAAGCGGCUGCUCGUGUGCAUGAGAGAGAUCCGGGAGCACGGCCGCGUCCUGUUGCCCGUGGUCGCCGGCUUCACCGCCGUCUUCCACCACUAUGACUUAGACGAGCAGACGCCCGGGAACGGCUACCGCACCCUGGCCAAGGUGUUGCUGUCUUGCCUUCUGCACAUCAUCCACAAGGGGCGUUACAUCGCCUCCAACUACAACAGCGCCUUCUUCCGGGCGGACCACAACGCGUCCGAGAUGGAGGCGUACUGCAGCGCGCUGUGCCAGCUGCGGGCGCUGCUGCACCUCGCCCAGCAGCUCAUCCACGACAACGGCUUCGGCCAGCUGUACUCCCUGGAGGGCGCUGACCUGAGUCGCCGGUUCGUGCGCGAGUACAGCUCCAUGCACAAGGCCUGCUUCUACGGCCGCUGCCUGGGCUUCCAGUUCUCACCAACGCUGCGUCCGUUCCUCCAGACCAUAGUGAUCAGCAUGGUAACCUACGGAGAGACGUACAGUAAACAGCAGUCGGGUUUGGGUCUGGCGGCCCUGUCCCUCCUCACAUCGGGGAAGUACGUCAUCGAUCCGGAGCUGCGGGGCGCCGAGUUCGAACGCAUCACCCAGAACCUGGACAUGCAGUUCUGGAAGUCCUUCUGGAACCUCACGGAGUCCGGCCUUAUCGGAGGCUUCAGCCGGAUCGCCUCGUACCCGGUGCAGGUGAACUUCACCCUGACCGUGCCCCCCGUCACUCUGCACCUCCCGCUGGCCUCGGACCCCAGCCUGACGGCCGCCGUGUCCCCUCCCGUGGCCCACUCGGGGCCCGGGCCGGUCCACAUGCGGCUGAUCUCCCAUGAGCUGCGAGAAGGGCAGGACAGCGAAGAGUUGCUCGCCUAUUCUCGGAUCGACCCCCCCCCCAUCACCGCGUCCCACCUGCCCUGGGUGCAGAAGCAGCCUCGCUCCCCCUGGCUGCUCAUCCACUUCCACGGCGGCGGCUUCGUGGCCCAAACGUCCAGGUCCCACGAGAAUUAUCUGCGGAGCUGGUCCAAGGAGCUGAGAGUGCCCAUCCUCUCCGUGGACUACUCGCUGUCCCCCGAGGCGCCGUUCCCCCGAGCGCUGGAGGAAUGCUACUACGCCUACUGCUGGGCUCUGAACAACUGCCACCUGCUGGGCUCCACGGCGGAGUGUGUGUGCCUGGCGGGCGACAGCGCCGGAGGGAACCUGUGCAUCACCGUGUCCAUGAAGGCCAUCUGCAGCGGCGUCCGGGUCCCCGACGGCAUGAUGGUGGCCUACCCCGCCACGCUGCUCACCACGGACGCCUCGCCGUCCCGCCUGCUGACGCUGUUCGACCCGCUGCUGCCCCUCGGGGUGCUCACCAAGUGCAUCAACGCAUACGCAGGUGCCGACAGCCCCACGGUGCAGACGGCUCUGGCCAGCGGCAGCCUGAGCGCUCUGGGUCGAGACACGGCGGCGCUGCUCAGCGACCUGACCCAGAGCGCCUCCAACUGGAUCCAGUCCUACCUGGACCCCGCGCGGACCUCGGGGGGGACGCGCUCGCUGUCGGCGUCGCCGCCGACGGGGUCCCCGAGCGCCGCGGCUCGCAGGACGCCCGCCGAGGCGACCGACGCGGCGAACAGCGACGGCCGCACGGGUUACCCAGAAGGCUUUGAGCCCCUGCGCUCCGAGUGCCUGGCCUACGUCCGGCCCACUUCCUGCCCCGUCAUCAGGAACCCGUUCGUCUCGCCCUUGCUGGCGCCGGCCAGCCUGCUGAGAGGCCUGCCGCCCGUCCACAUCGUGGCCUCGGCGCUGGACGGCCUGCUGGACGACUCGGUGAUGUUCGCCAAGAAGCUGCGCGCCAUGCAGCAGCCGGUGCAGCUGACGGUGGUGGAGGACCUGCCGCACGGCUUCCUCAGCCUCUACCAGCUCGCCAAGGAGACGGACGUGGCCGCCGACAUCUGCAUGGAGCAGAUCAGGAUCAUCUUCCAGGGAGGAAGCCAACGCCGGCGGCCCACGCCCGGAGAGACUUGAAGGGGAGAGAGGUCCGACGUAAGGUGGGACGCGGUGGAUCUGAGGAGAAGCUCAGGGACCUCCGCCGAGGAACAUGUUCCUGUCACCAGCGACAAGAGAGAGGAACUCCGUCUUCACCGGAGUCACACGCUCAGGAACCGGAGGAAACCAACGCACAAGGACACUGACAGACCCCCCCCCCCCCCGCCCUGCUGUGCCUUAGAAUGUAAAGUGUGUGAAGAAGCUCCGCCCACAUUACCGCACACGCCGACACGGUUUACCUGCACAGAAAAACACACUUCAGAUGCACUCUCCAUAUUGAUUUGUUGUUGUUUACCAGCAGGGUUAUGAAGGUGACUGACCGGACUGUAGAUUCAUGCUGAGCAUUUGGUGAAUAUUUAACACUGUUUGUAUUUAAAGUGCAAUAAAUCUAAAGGUACAGAGAG